UCAGGCAACUGUAUUUGGUGCCCAAAUGAUCUUCAAACACCUGAGCACUUUGCGAUUGAAUGCCAGGUCAGCUCCUUGAUCUGGAAGGAGACUUAUAGCUUUCUAAAUAUUAUUAGUGAAAAAACCCCAUCAACCUUGAAAGAAGUCUUCCAAAUUCUAGACACACCACACUCUCAA
Molecule: messenger RNA, 177 nt
Organism: Dentiscutata heterogama
Lineage: Eukaryota; Fungi; Glomeromycota; Glomeromycetes; Diversisporales; Gigasporaceae
Source: the annotation of a GenBank genome assembly